Messenger RNA from Oreochromis aureus, 1194 nucleotides. RefSeq lists its product as uncharacterized. Lineage: Eukaryota; Metazoa; Chordata; Actinopteri; Cichliformes; Cichlidae. The transcript is spliced from 7 exons. Bases 56 to 709 code for a protein of 217 amino acids. The record is from RefSeq and is a predicted model, not a curated record. Gene Ontology annotation, biological process: positive regulation of T cell proliferation; cell surface receptor signaling pathway; negative regulation of T cell proliferation. Gene Ontology annotation, cellular component: external side of plasma membrane.
AUGUCCGUGUGUGCAGAAUGUGAGUUUAAAGAAGAGCAGACAGCAGCAGGAGAAGAUGAUCUGCAGGAUCCUGCUGUUCAUCAUCCUCACCUCAUGUGUCUCUGGAUCAUUUGUAGUCAAUGUGACACAGACCUCCUAUCAGGCAGAGGAGAACCACAACAUCACACUGGAGUGGACCUUCACCACCAAACCUGACAGAUCCACCAAAACCCUCAACAUCUUUUGUGAACUCUUUAUCAGUAAUAACAUCUCAGUCCUGUUUCAUGUUCAUGAAGGUGUUGAGGUGUCAGAGUCUCAGGAUGCAAAGUUUUCAGGACGAGUCCAGAGUGACAAAGACGCCCUCAGAGAAGGACGAAUCAGACUUCAACUGUCCAGACUCAGGACUGAUGACUCGGGUCUGUACCUGUGUGAGGUCAACACUGAUUAUGGCUUCAGUAUUGGAAGAUGUCGACUCAACGUCACUGGAGCCAAAAAUUCAAAGGAGAAGUACUGGGAGAAAGUUAAAAAUGCUUUAGCAGGUGGACAGAUUGCAGGUAUAAUACUUGCUGGAUUGAUGGUCCUAUUAGGUGAAAUAGUUGACCCUAAAUUCUUCAUUAACAAAGGAGUAAGAGAAGAGACCACAUCAGAUGCAGAUGAAACAACAGUUCCUCUUCAAUUAUUGGCAGACGAUGGCUCAGAGGGCUGUGAAGUUACACAUCUAGAAGCAUAAGGCCUGCUGGUGAAGCCUAGAUGUUCUGCAGCAAGAGUGUUUGUGUGUGAGAGAAAGCGAUGGAGGAGAAUCUGGAUUUACUAAUGGAUCUACUUCCCUGAAGGCUCUUUGUAAAUAGAGGCAGUGAAUCAUCCCCUACUUGUAAAGUCUGUAAAUAUUUAUAUACUUCUGUGUGCACUGUAAAUAAACUCUCUAAACCUGCUUUACUGAGUCCAGCCUGCCUUUUGACCAUGACAGAUUUUGAUCUCAUAGGAAAAGAAUACGGUCAAUGUUUUUACUUUGCUGUUUCCACUGUUGCUCAGUUGUCAUCUUAGUUAAUUAUUAUUCUACAACUCCUUUCUGAAGGACUUUUCAUUUUAAUUUGCUCAAUUUAUUUGCAGGUAAAUGUAUAAACUCUGCUUUCUCCUCUCACAUACAUUUAAACAAGCACUCCUACUGUCAUGACUACUUUAACUUCCGUGUAAAUUAUAUGUAAAAAAAAAACA